This is a messenger RNA of Hippopotamus amphibius kiboko, 1965 nucleotides long. RefSeq names its product nipsnap homolog 1 (gene NIPSNAP1). The transcript is spliced from 10 exons. NCBI's taxonomy places the organism in Eukaryota, Metazoa, Chordata, Mammalia, Artiodactyla, Hippopotamidae. Gene Ontology annotation, cellular component: mitochondrion. The record is from RefSeq and is a predicted model, not a curated record. Bases 25 to 879 code for a protein of 284 amino acids.
UCCUCCAACCUGCACGGCUCCAACAUGGCUCCGCGUCUGUGCAGCAUCUUUGCGGCGGCGCGGCGGCUGCUGGGCGGCCCGGGGCCCGGGGCCCGGGACGUUGCGGCUGUGGCUGCGGCGCGCUUCUAUUCCAAGGACAAUGAAGGCAGCUGGUUCCGUUCCCUCUUCGUACACAAGGUGGAUCCCCGCAAGGACGCUCACUCCACCCUGCUGUCCAAGAAGGAGACGAGCAACCUCUACAAGAUCCAGUUUCACAAUGUGAAGCCCGAGUGUCUGGAUGCCUACAACAGCCUGACUGAGGCUGUGCUGCCCAAGCUGCACCUGGAUGAGGACUACCCGUGCUCACUCGUGGGCAACUGGAACACAUGGUACGGGGAGCAGGACCAGGCAGUGCACCUGUGGCGAUUCUCAGGUGGCUACCCAGCCCUCAUGGACUGCAUGAACAAGCUCAAAAACAACAAGGAGUACCUGGAGUUCCGAAAGGAGCGGAGCCAGAUGCUGCUGUCCAGGAGAAACCAGCUGCUCCUCGAGUUCAGCUUCUGGAAUGAGCCACAGCCCAGAGUUGGCCCCAACAUCUACGAAUUGAGGACAUACAAGCUCAAGCCAGGAACCAUGAUCGAAUGGGGGAACAACUGGGCUCGGGCCAUCAAGUAUCGGCAGGAGAACCAGGAGGCGGUGGGCGGCUUCUUCUCGCAGAUAGGAGAGCUCUACGUUGUGCACCAUCUCUGGGCCUAUAAAGACCUUCAGUCUCGAGAGGAGACCAGAAACGCUGCCUGGAGGAAGAGGGGCUGGGACGAAAAUGUAUACUACACAGUCCCCCUGGUGCGACACAUGGAGUCCCGGAUCAUGAUCCCUUUGAAGAUCUCGCCUCUCCAGUGAUGCUGCCACUGCCUCCACCUGCUCCCCCCUCCCCCUCAGGGUAGCCAUGGUCAGAGGAGCUCCCAGCCCUGCUGUCUUGGUUUUCUCUUGGACCCUGUGGACUCUGUGGGUAGUGCUCAGCUCAACAAGGGGGAGCUGAAGGAUGAUGGGGUUAUGAGGACUUGCAGCCCUGUCCAGACCCUUCUUACCUUCCCCACCUACCCCUUCCCCUGCGCUGGAAGCAGUUGUUAAUUUCUCAGAAUGAAGAACAGCAACCUUUUAUGUCUUUUCACAUUUCCCCCUAAGAUUCCUCAUCUCAAGGCCACCAGUCCAUAAUCAUCACCCUGGAAAUCCUCAGCUUAGUUUAAGUUGCACAAAAGGUAGUGUGUCCAGUGGUUAGAGGAUGGGAAGGGAGGAGGUCAGACCAGACCAGACUCUCAGGAAUUCCCUGCUUUCCACUGGGCCACCCACUUGCUGGACAGUCUGAGCUAAGUCCCUCCUGCUGGAGAAAAGUGUAGAACUGCCUCAAGAAGCAAAAGGGAAAACCCUCAAGUUAGUUUGUCAGCAGGAUGUCCACAUGUUCCACCCGGAAAGGCUGGGAAAAGGGAUGGGAGCUGGGAAGGAUCUGGGGGAGGGAAACAAGGGAGCAGGAAGCCAGAAGGUAGAAAGUAGAACUCAGAACUUGAGUUUGAACUGAAGAAUUUGGAAUACAGAAAUGGGAAGAUAGAACAGGUGACAGAAGACCACUUGGGGAGGGGUUCCGAAUACAAGACAGUUGGAGAGAAGGGCACCUCUUUCUCCUCACAUAAUGAGGAUGAGAUCUUGGACAAGUUGUUCCAGCCCCUCUGGGCAGGGAGUGUUUCUACUGCCCUCCUACAGGCAGAGCUAUGGGCUAGGUCCCAUAUACCCCUCACCCCACAUUCCAUUUCUCCCUUUUCACAUUCUGUCAGCCCAACCCUCAUUCUACUGGGCCAUCGGGUGUGUGGAGUGGGGGUCAGUGACUGUGGGGGCCACCUCAGUGAGCCUGCACACCUCUUGAACCUCUAGGUAGCUUGAUUCUGCCCUCCCUUUCAGGAAAACUUGUGCUGGAAUCGCUGAUGGAACCAA